Messenger RNA from Bicyclus anynana (squinting bush brown), 2394 nucleotides. RefSeq lists its product as uncharacterized. The record is from RefSeq and is a predicted model, not a curated record. The transcript is spliced from 2 exons. NCBI's taxonomy places the organism in Eukaryota, Metazoa, Arthropoda, Insecta, Lepidoptera, Nymphalidae. Bases 446 to 2236 code for a protein of 596 amino acids.
AUGAUAAAUAGAUAGUUAUGUCUGGACAACAGGCAGGUCUGGCGCCUGCCCAUGCAGUAGGUCUGGCACCCGUGAGCUUCACUCACGGAUGCAGAAUCGCUGAGUCUGCGUAGAGUUCCCAGAACAGGCCACCUGCACAUACCGUGCGUGGGAACGCAAGCCGAGCGGCCAGUCCACACAUCGACUCGCUAGUAAUAAGUCUAGUACUAAGUUAAUAUUAAGCUUCAAUUGUGGAAGCACUAUUUUUUAUUAAAGCCUCUAUAGAAGAAAGCUCUUUAAUUAACAUCACGCUCCUCCAAAUUUGACUGGCGCAGCCGGUGCAGAUUUUCGUAAACGCCGUGCAGGGUCCCAAAAUCGACGCUUGCGCGAGGCCGGCGAAAGUCUGACGAACCAAAAAAAAUACGUCAAAGAAGAGAGAAGACUAGAAACCUGCUUAACGGGGAGGAUGACGGCGUAUAAGGGGUUCGCCCUUCUGCUCAUUCAAGCCAUCACGAUCCAGGGCCUAAUCCAGAGGAUCGAGCAUAACCCCGGUAUUCUACCUGUAAAAGAAGGUCAAGCGUAUAUUACAUAUGACAAUUGGUCAUAUAUUAAGAUUUUAGAUUUAGGUUUACUGAAGGAAGAUUUAGAUUAUAAUGUUAGGAUGUAUGAGCACUUGAAUAUAAAUUUAUUAAAAUACUUUGGUAAUGAAACACACUUUAGUGAUAUAAGUAAUGUUAAAACGCAAACUGAUCAUUUUUUGAAUAUUACUGUAGAAAAAUGUAGACAGCUAAUUCCAAUAAGUAGAACUAAACGCGGCAUUCUAAAUCCAUUAGGUUCACUAAUCAAAAUUAUUACUGGGAAUUUAGAUAAUAGCGAUGCUAUGAGGUAUGAUGAGUUAAUAACUACUUUUAAAACGCGACAGGAAAAGUUAUCAAGAAAAAUGACUAUAGUUUCUGAGAUGGUAGAGUCCUUCGUAAAUAUGACGGGAAUUUCAAAGAAUAAUUUAAUACAGCUAGAUAAAGAAAUUUCUGACAUUAAACUAUGGAUUGAUAAUACAAAACGAGUUUCAAGCAGUACUAGAUUAAUUCAUACUUUUCACUUAUUCUUGCAUAACUUUCAAACGAUCUAUAUUAAAAUAGACGAAAUUGAAACGGCUAUAGCAUUUAGUAAGUUGAAAACCUUACACCAGUCAGUAAUCAAUACAGACGAAUUAUAUAAUUUGUUAUCUGAUAUUGCAAAAACUGACCAGCUUGUAUAUCCUGUAAAUUUAGAGAACCUCUUAAAAAUUGAGCAAUCUAUUGAACUAAAAGCAUAUUCAAAGAACAAUCAGGUAACGUUUAUUUUAGAUAUUCCUCUUGUAAAAAAAUACUUAUUUAACUAUUUUCGAAUGAUACCUCUACCUGUCACCAAUCCAUUUAACCAAACCUCUCUUAUAAUACCCAAAGCUCCUUACCUAUUAGUGAAAGGUUCGAAAACCGUACCGCUCAGCAAACCCUGCAAAGAAAUUGAGAAAUUCGCAUUCUUAUGCCACGAUAUAGACACGGAAUCUGUAAUAAAAGAUACCUGCCUAGAAGAUCUGAUGUUACUUUCACAAAAUACCAGCUCGUGUGAUCCAGUCCUGGUGGAGACAUCUGGAGUAAAAGUAGAAUCAAUUCAAUAUAACCAAUGGAUUAUAUAUAGCAAAUUCGAAACACUUCUCCUGAAAAUCUGUAGUACGGAAGAAACCCGUGAACGCAUAAAAGGGACCUACAUACUUACCAUAGAUGAAAACUGCAGUUUUAAAAUAAAUGGAUUGACACUGAAAAGACAUGAAACAGUAGGCAGACCGGUGAACUAUUCAAGAAUCCCAACUAUGCACUUUCCUACAAUACUUAAAGCAGAUGAACUACCUAAAAGGAAACUUAUGAAUCUGGAUGGCGUUAAUCUUCAACAUCUCCAGCAAUUAGCUUACCGUCUAGAACAAAGUGACAGUGAAGUGUUUGCCCAAAGUGAAACGUCAUAUAGCGGUAUAAACGUAAAAAGUAUUAGUGUCGGAACACUCCUUUUGUAUGUUAUUUUAGCAAUAUGCUUAUGUAUCAUGUUACUUUAUAAGUUCCCCCCUUUACGUCUUUUUCGUCAAAUUCCGCACUCCGCUGAAUUUGAACUAAAGGAGGGAGGAGUUAUGUCUGGACAACAGGCAGGUCUGGCGCCUGCCCAUGCAGUAGGUCUGGCACCCGUGAGCUUCACUCGCGGAUGCAGAAUCGCUGAGUCUGCGUAGAGUUCCCAGAACAGGCCACCUGCACAUACCGUGCGUGGGAACGCAAGCCGAGCGGCCAGUCCACACAUCGACUCGCUAGUAAUAAGUCUAGUACUAAGUUAAUAUUAAGCUUCAAUUGUGGAAGCACUAUUUUUUUAUUAAAGCCUCUAUAGAAGAAA